AUGGAAAAUCAAGAUGAUAAUGCUACAAUUAUUCAAGAUGAAGAAGAUUUUCAGGAAGAUGAUGAAAUAAGAGAUGAUGAUACCGAUUCUGAUAUUCAAGAGAAAUUAAUAAUAUCGCGAUCUAUUAGGUCAAAACAAAAAGGAAUUUCUAAAUCAACUGUAUGUGAGCAUUUUGAUCUUAACAAUAAUCAUCCUACUUGA
This is a messenger RNA of Funneliformis caledonium, 201 nucleotides long. The record is from the annotation of a GenBank genome assembly. Lineage: Eukaryota; Fungi; Glomeromycota; Glomeromycetes; Glomerales; Glomeraceae.